UAUAGCAGGCUCGAACGAAUGAACCAUUUGGGCGGCCCAAAGUCUGGGAGCCCCUUCUGAACAAACAUUUCGGUUGCAAUGGCUCGUUGUGUAUGUGUGCCCCAUAUUAUGUCGGGGUGGGAGGAGAUACACAAACCCUCCCCCCAAAACCCCCUAGAAAAUUCUAUCUACACCGCUAUCUCAACCACAUCAGCGCCCCCAACUACUCCCUUGCCCCCAGCAAGCUCAGGCAGAAAACCCACCACACCAGCCUCGAGAAGCGAAUACACAAAACAGCGAUUCAUCCACGCAUCCCCCCAAACCCCCAACAUGCGCUCCACUCCCUCAAUCUCCUCUUCCCUACCUCCCUUCACCUUCGCCUUCCCACUCCCAAAACACACACCCCCCACCCACCUCGGCACCAGCCCAGCCACCCCCUCCGCAGCCCUCCUCCGCAUCCCCGCCGCCUCCUCCCCAACCGGCACCGGCGCCCCACGCGGACUCGGCGCAUUGAGCGGAAAUAGCAAGCCACGGAGCGCCCUCAGCGCCGGCGCGGCUGGGGGCAAGAGACCGAGUAUGAAAUGCGUGGGGGGUGUGAAACGAGAAGGGCAGCGCGAGGCGGAACUCAAGCGAGUUGCUAGCGAGGUAACACAGUUAUCUCCCCCCCGGGCGGAUGCCUCGAUCGGGUAUUCUGUCCCUCCCGCUCAAGGCGCACGCCCGUUCCCAGGCCUAAACCCGGGGGGAGGAUAA
Molecule: messenger RNA, 729 nt
Organism: Pseudogymnoascus destructans
Lineage: Eukaryota; Fungi; Ascomycota; Leotiomycetes; Thelebolales; Thelebolaceae
Exons: 2
Coding region: 79-729 (216 amino acids)
Source: RefSeq, a predicted model, not a curated record